AUGGCGACAUACAUGGAAAUUGGAGGUAUUCCAAAUUUUGAUUGCCACGGAGAUUCGUCCGCCAUUUCUCAACGAUGGAGAAAGUGGAAAAGGGCAUUCGAACUGUUUGUUGUGGGCAAGGGUAUAACAGAUCUUACACAGAAAAGGGCGUUGUUACUCCAUUGUGCCGGGAUGAGAGUGCAGGAAAUAUUUGACACACUCGCGGACACAGGAGAAGAUACAGAUUACGACAAGGCUGUACAGAAGCUGGGAGAGUACUUCGCGCCACAAGGAAACAUUUCAUUCGAGAGACACCAGUUUCGGCAACUCAAACAGGAGUCUAGUGAGUCAGUUGAACAAUUUAUAACGAGGUUACGCGAUAAAGCCAUGACAUGUGAAUUCGGAGAUGGUAAAGACGACCAGAUCCGUGAUCAGGUUAUCGACAAGUGUAAGUCGACACAUCUACGGAAGAAAUUUCUGGAAAAGGGAGGAACAUUGACCCUCACAAAAAUGCUGGAAAUGGGUAGAGCGCAUGAAGCAGCAGAGAGACAGGCAGCAGUAAUGCAGGAAGAAACUGUACACGCAGUUUAUGAGAAAAGGAAAGGACACAAACCAGGUUACCAGGGGGCUGACCGUUUCAAUACAAGUAGUCAAGGUAACAAAUCUCAAGCAUGCUUCCGGUGUGGGAGACAGGGACACUAUUCAAAAGAUAAGGAAUGUCCAGCCAGGAAUAAGAAAUGCAAUAAAUGUCAUAAAAUGGGACAUUUCCAGAAGUGUUGUAAGACAAAGGGAGGUAAUCCAGGGAAUGGCCGAUCACAGGAACGUACGGUGAAAUAUGUACAAGAUCAGGAUUCGGUUGAGUUAACUGACUACGUUUUUAGUGUUGUUAAAGAACCAGUUGGAGAACAGGUUAGUGUGAUAGUUGGAGGUGUGCCAAUAUCAUUUACUGUUGAUUCAGGUGCAGGUGUUAAUAUGAUAGACCGAGAACUCUGGGAAAGUCUGAAAAAGUCAAAGAUAAACUGUGUAAGUAACAAUACUGACAAGAAAUUGUUUGCUUAUGGAAGUACCAAGCCACUGCCUUUAGCAGGAUGUUUUGAGGCUGAUGUCAUACUUGGAAACAAGAUGGUACCUAGGGUGAUGUUUUAUGUUUUGGAGGGAACAGGCCAACCACUACUAGGCAAGAUGACUGCUAUAGAAUUAGGAGUUCUACAUGUGGGUACUGGGCACAUUAAUUCCGUUGAACAUGAUAUCAGUAAGGCUGAACUUAUGAAGAAAUACCCUGAAUGUUUCACAGGAAUUGGGAAAUUGAAAGACUAUCAAAUGACUAUAGCACUGGACGACACAGUUACGCCAGUUAUUCAACCAUUGCGGCGUAUACCCUACCAUUUACGUGACCGACUUGAGAGCAAAAUACACGAGCUGGAGUCAUUAGACAUUAUUGAGAAAGUCGAGGAACCCAGUGCAUGGGUAAGUCCAGUUGUUAUUAUUCCCAAGUCAAACGGGGAUAUUAGACUUUGUGUUGACAUGCGAAGGGCCAAUGAAGCUGUAAUUCGUGAACGGUAUCCGAUACCAACUGUAGAUGAAAUACUACAGGACCUGAAUCAGAGCAAGGUUUUUUCAAAACUUGAUAUUCGCUGGGCGUAUCACCAGAUUGAGCUAGCCCCAGAGUCACGUGGUAUUACAACAUUCCAAACUCACUUAGGCAUGUAUCGGUAUAAACGACUAAUGUUCGGGAUCAGCUGUGCCCCUGAGCUCUACAACAAAAUCAUACAACAGGUUCUGAGAGAGUGUCCAGGUGUCAACAGUAUAUUUGACGACAUUGUUGUUCACGGAGAAACACAGGGUGAGCACAACAAAAACUUGGACAAACUGUUACAAACCUUACGUGAGAAGGGCUUGACAUUGAAUUUGGACAAAUGUCAAUUUAAUAUGUCACAGAUUACAUUCAUGGGACAUGUACUUUCAGAGCAUGGAAUCAGUCUCGACGAGGACAAAGUCAAAGCGGUCGUGAACGCGAGACAACCUUCAAAUGCUGGAGAAGUAAGAAGUUUCCUAGGCCUAGUCAAUUUUAGCUCCAGAUUCUUACCCAACCUGGCAACUGUAUCUGAACCCUUACGACAGUUAACCCGAAAGGAUGCACCAUUUAAUUGGGGUCCAACUCAGGAACAGUCUUUUAAGAAACUUAAGGCGAUGUUGUCAAAUGCAUGUGUUUUGGGAUAUUUUGACCCAAAAGCCAAGACGCAGGUUAUCGCUGACGCGUCACCUGUGGGAUUAGGAGGAGUGCUAGUACAGGAGCAGGACAAUCACACACGUGUAAUUUGUUACGCGAGCCGUAGUUUGACAGACAUUGAGCGGAAAUAUUCACAAACCGAGAAGGAGGCCUUAGGACUGGUCUGGGCAUGCGAAAGGUUCCAUAUGUACCUAUAUGGACAGGAAUUUGAACUUGUUACAGAUCACAAACCUCUACAGUUCAUUUUCUCACAGAAAUCCAAACCCUGUGCUCGUGUAGAACGCUGGAUUUUGCGGCUACAGUCCUAUACCUAUACUGUCAAGUAUAUACCUGGAUCUCAAAACAUCGCAGAUUGUUUGUCUAGAUUGAUUUCAAAGUCUUCUGAUGGACCAUCACAUCAUGAUACUGAGACCUACAUCAAGCAAAUUGCAGAGUACUCAACUCCAGUUGCUAUGACAACACGCGAAAUCGAACGCGCCUCGGAUAAUGACCCGGAACUAGAAGCUGUUAGAAACUGUAUUGUAAACGGCAAGUGGUCAGAGAUUCCCUACAAAGAGUAUCUACCUGUAAGGUCUGAACUGUGUGCUAUAGGAAAACUUGUGUUACGUGGGACGCGGAUUGUGAUUCCCAAGUCGCUGCGUGAAAGUGUACUGAACGUAGGUCAUGAAGGACACCCGGGCAUAGUUGCCAUGAAACAACGAAUACGAUCAAAGGUAUGGUGGCCUAAAAUGGACAUACACAUUGAAAAACAUUGUCAGUCAUGUUAUGGAUGUCAGUUGAUGGCUAAACCAUCAAACCCUGAACCUAUGGUUAGGACCGAGCUACCCUCAGGUCCUUGGCAGGAUUUGGCUGUGGAUUUUUUGGGACCUCUCCCAAGUGGUGACAGUUUAUUUACCUUAGUUGAUUACUACUCAAGGUGGGUCGAGGUCACUGUGAUGAAGUCGACUACUACUGACAAAGUCAUCGCAAGUCUGAAAACUACAUUUGCCACUCAUGGGAUUCCAACUUCAAUCCGUACAGACAACGGUCCACAAUUUAUCAGUGAAGAAUUCAAGCAAUUUUUACAAGAAUAUGGUAUAAUUCAUAAACGUACCACACCACUAUGGCCUCAAGCCAAUGGUGAAAUUGAAAGACAAAAUCGAUCCCUGUUGAAGAGACUCAAAAUUGCACAACAGGAACAGAAGGAUUGGAAAACAGAGUUACAAACCUAUUUGAUCAUGUACAGGUCUACACCCCAUUCAACCACAGGAGUGAGUCCAGCUCAGCUGUUGUUUGGACGCGAAAUUCGAACAAAGUUACCAAAUCUUCAGGAUUACACAAGUACCGGAGAUGUUGAAAUCAGAGAUCGCGACCGUGAACGGAAAGAAAAAGGAAAACUGUACGCGGAUGAAAGGAGAAAUGCUACAGAAUCUGUUUUGAACCCAGGUGACCUUGUAUUGAUGAAACAAAAACAUGUAGACAAAAUGUCGACAAACUUCAAUCCAAAACCAUUACAAGUACUUAGGAAACAUGGUAAUAGUGUUUUGGUAGAAUCAGAUGGAGUCCAGAAAUACAGAAAUGUAACACAUCUGAAAAAGUUCAUUAGGCCAGAAUCUACUGUGUCUAGAAACAGUGAUAGAACCAAUGAAAAUGUGUCAUACAAAACUGUGUCAAAUUCUGAAGUCCCUAACUUGGAAAUAUCCAAUGAAAUUGAGAAUACUGAUUGUGGUCUAGAUGAUGAGGAUAAGAUUGAUCCGAAGUCGAGGGAGGAAAAGGUACAGACCCCUACAUGCGAAUCGCGCCAACAAACUUUUCCUAUGCGACAACAUAGGCCAACGCGAGAAGUUAAACAACCAGUGAAAUUUCGCGAUUUUGUCAUGACAUAG
Messenger RNA from Mizuhopecten yessoensis (Yesso scallop), 4074 nucleotides. RefSeq lists its product as uncharacterized. The record is from RefSeq and is a predicted model, not a curated record. Gene Ontology annotation, biological process: DNA integration. Bases 1 to 4074 code for a protein of 1357 amino acids. Lineage: Eukaryota; Metazoa; Mollusca; Bivalvia; Pectinida; Pectinidae. Gene Ontology annotation, molecular function: zinc ion binding; nucleic acid binding. The transcript has a single exon.